GCUCAGGUCAUUUGGAAGCUAGCUGAUGUCACAGAUAGCAGAGCUAGCACGUCUGUGAAAUGGGGAUGCUAGGGUAGAUGGGCUUGUCAUGGCUAAGAAUCAAACAAAACCACAGGCUCUUCCCAGCAUACAUCUCAGGAAAGAGGACACUCCCUUGGAAGAGGAAAUUGGCUUAAUGACAAAAUUAGGAUGACCUGGCCUUGAUGUGGGGUUGUCCAAUCCAAAAGGGUGAGAAGAUCCUUAGGACAGCGGAAGAGAAGGUCUUCACCACUCUGAUGACAGCCAUCCCUCAAGGUGGCCACCCACUCUGAUGCACGGGCAUGGAGGUUACGACUCGGAUUUUAGUGAUGAUGAGCAAGGUGGAGAAUCCAAGAAAAAGAAGAAGACAGUUGAAGAUGAGUUGCUGCUUACAAAACCAUUUCAGAAAGAAAACCAUGGGAAGGUCCACAAGCAAGUUGCCGCGGACCUGCUGGACAGGGAAGAAGCAAGAAAUAGAAGGUUUCAUCUCAUAGCUAUGGAUGCUUAUCAAAGGCACACAAAGUUUGUAAAUGACUAUAUUUUGUACUAUGGUGGCAAAAGAGAGGACUUCAAGCGCUUAGGGGAGAAUGAUAAGACAGACCUGGAUGUUAUACGAGAAAACCAUAGAUUCCUAUGGAAUGAAGAGGAUGAAACAGAUAUGACUUGGGAGAAGAGACUUGCAAAGAAAUACUAUGAUAAGUUAUUCAAGGAAUACUGCAUAGCAGAUCUCAGUAGAUACAAAGAAAAUAAGUUUGGAUUCAGGUGGAGAAUAGAGAAAGAAGUCAUUUCAGGAAAAGGUCAGUUUUUUUGUGGAAAUAAACGCUGUGAUGAGAAAGAAGGCUUGAGGAGCUGGGAAGUUAACUUUGGGUAUAUUGAGCACGGUGAGAAGAGAAAUGCACUUGUUAAAUUAAGAUUAUGCCAAGAAUGUUCCUUUAAAUUAAAUUUUCAUCACAGGAGAAAAGAAAUCAAGUCAAAAAAAAGGAAGGCUAAAACCAAGAUUGAAUGUGACGAUUCACCACAUAAGAAAUCCAGAUCAUCUUCUUCAGAGGCCUCCAAGGGGACGGAUGAAGGACAUUCAUCCUCACACAAGCCAGAAGAUUCUAGAAGCAGAAACACUGAUGAGGAAGACAGUGCUUCAGAGUCCGAGCUCUGGAAGGGUCCCCUGCCAGAGACAGAUGGAAAGUCACAGGAAGAAGAAUUUGAUGAUUAUUUUCAGGACUUGUUUCUGUGAGCUGGGAGAGAGCAUCAUUCCAUGGUGAGGAAGUGUACCGUGAUACUCCAUGAGCUUGUCCAUGCUGUUGAGUCUGGACAGCCACCGGAACAGACUGUUUCAGACACUUCCUCCUUCACUCGUGUAGCGUCUCAGUUGCUUUUCUACAAAUCUGUUUUGUUCAAAACUCUCCAGUACAUGAUAUGCUGUUUUAAGUGACGUUAGAACACAAGUGAUUGGCAGUAAACUGUAAAUAAAUUAUUUUGUGUCUAAUUUUAAA
Myodes glareolus (Bank vole) is the source of this 1508-nucleotide messenger RNA. Its product is annotated as protein FRA10AC1 homolog. Gene Ontology annotation, molecular function: phosphatase activity. Gene Ontology annotation, biological process: dephosphorylation. NCBI's taxonomy places the organism in Eukaryota, Metazoa, Chordata, Mammalia, Rodentia, Cricetidae. The record is from RefSeq and is a predicted model, not a curated record.